AUGUCUAUGCUUUCGCCGAUCUUUAUUAGAGUUUCUGAGAUUUGGAGACAGUGGGACUUACUUGUAUCGAGAAAUAUUUUGUAUACACUGAAAAGUAUAGGUUGGGAUGUGGAUCCAAUCAGUCCCGCAACAAAAGACUAUAUAGCCGUGGAAAGUCCUACAUUCUUGAUCUCAAACCUUUUAUUUUACAUUGUUAUCAUUGGAUUUGGUCGCGCUCGGAUAAGGAGAACUCAGAGAAAACAAGACUUGCAGAACGGAAGUCCGGGUUGGGUGCACUUCUUCGUAAUUAUUCACAAUAUUUUCCUAAUUUUAUUGAGUCUAUACAUGUGCUGUGGAUGUAUCUUAGAGGCCAGGAAAAAUAAGUAUCACCUGUGGGGCAAUGAAUACAAGCAGAGCGAAGUGGAGAUGGCAAAAUAUAUAUACAUUUUUUAUAUCAGCAAGAUAUACGAGUUUGUUGAUACCUUUAUCAUGCUUUUGAAAGGAAACAUCAAGCAAAUUUCUUUUCUACAUGUUUACCAUCAUGCCACAAUUUCAUUCAUAUGGUGGAUGAUAACAAGAAAAGCUCCAGGUGGCGAUGCUUACUUUAGUGCUGCCUUGAAUUCUUGGGUUCAUGUUUGUAUGUAUACUUAUUACUUAUCUGCUGCUCUGUUGGGAAAGAAUAAGCAUGUGAGGAAAAAAUAUUUAUGGUGGGGAAAAUAUUUAACACAGCUACAAAUACUUCAAUUUGUACUGAACCUUCUUCAAGCCAUGUAUUGCUCCGCGUAUUCGCCUUACCCUAAGUGGAUAUCAAGAUUAUUAUUUGUUUAUAUGCUCAGUCUUUUGGUAUUAUUUGGUCAGUUCUACUAUACGAAGCACAUCGCCUUGGAGAAGAGGAAGUUGAGAUGA
This is a messenger RNA of Bathycoccus prasinos, 885 nucleotides long. RefSeq lists its product with no specific name. The transcript has a single exon. NCBI's taxonomy places the organism in Eukaryota, Viridiplantae, Chlorophyta, Mamiellophyceae, Mamiellales, Bathycoccaceae. Gene Ontology annotation, molecular function: fatty acid elongase activity. Gene Ontology annotation, biological process: very long-chain fatty acid biosynthetic process; fatty acid elongation, polyunsaturated fatty acid; fatty acid elongation, saturated fatty acid. The coding region runs from base 1 to 885 and encodes 294 amino acids. Gene Ontology annotation, cellular component: endoplasmic reticulum membrane. The record is from RefSeq and is a predicted model, not a curated record.